GCCAGUAGAAGUAGCGGGAGAUGGUGUCGAAGGUCUUCUGGAAACCGAGAUGUUCUGCGGUCUUGGUGUCGUGGUGCUCGGCCAAGAGCUGAGUACGGAGGUCUCGUGUGUCGGGGAUGCAAAGUCGGCGAGUGCCUUUGGUAUCGAUGUAGAGGAGAUUGUUGAGGAGGGAGUAGUUGGGAACUGGGUCAAGAUCGCGGAGCUUGUUGUAAAUGGUGGCGAAGUCUUAGCAGGAGAGAUAGCCUUGGGUGUAUCGAUGAUGAAGCGAUGGAAGGAGUUGAAUAUGAGUCAUGGUGGCGUAGACUUUCUCGGGGGGCUUGUGGUCAGGUCGUCGAAAGAGGGCAUCCGCAACGCGGUUGCUUUUGCCGGGGCGGGCUUGGCGUGGAGUGAUAUCUUUCUUGGAGAGGAUGGAGGAGAGGAUGGUGUUGUCAGUGCGGAUGGUGAAGUAUUGCCCGUCGAGGUACGGGCGCCAGAUUGUGAGGGCGUGAAUCACGACGAGGAGUUCCUUCUCGCUGGAGGGGUAAUUCAUCUCCGCGGGAAGGAGCUUCUUGCUUGCGAAGGCGAUAGGGUAUUUGCCAGGUGGAGCCUCGGGAUGAGUGGGCGAGUCCUUGAUGGAGGGGGUCUCGGCGGUGUCGCGGGGGAAAUGUUGAGACAGUACGGCUCCGAUGGCGAAGUCGGAGGCGUCAGUGGUGACAUAAAAAUGGCGAGUGGGGUCGGCGAUCUUGAGGAUAGGGGCCGUGGUGAUGGUUUGCUUGAAGCCUUGGGAGGUCGGAUAUGGGAGAUAGGGGAUGUCGAUGGUUGUGUCGGGGGGGUUGGUGAGGAGAAGGAAGUUGGGGUGGAAUGCGUAUGGCAUGUAGCGGUUCAGCCCCGGGAUGAGGGAGGAGGUGGAGGGAACGAAACGAUGGUGGGGAUUGAAGGAUUGGUGGAUAUGGCGGUAGAGGUGGUAGGAGUGGAGGAGGUCGGCGAGGGGGUGUUGUUGGAGGCGGCUGUGGAGGAGGGAGUGGUUUGCGCUGUGGAGGUUGGAGUGGUUUGCGCUGUGGAGGUUGGAGUGGUUUGCACUGUGGAGGUUGGAGUGGUUAGCGCGGUGGUGAUGACCGUGAUGGAGGGGAUGGUCCCUUCGGUCGUGGUGAUGCGGUCACAUAAGGACAACAUGUUGGCCUUUAUGUCGUCGAGAGAGGCGGUGACGGAGGUUUGGAAGCUAUUGAGUGCGUGGACAAUGGCAGAAAGGUCGGGUGUGGCGGUGUUUGCUGGUGGUUGUUCGCCUGCCAGGUUACGGGCGAUGCUAUCAACUGAGUCGGUGCGGAUGUCAGACAUGUUGAUGGAGGAUGCGGUCAUGUCGGCGGAAGAGGGGAUGGAGGAAGCGGCCUGAAUGGGUGUGGAAGAUGCAGCAGCAGUGGUGGCGGCGGCAGCAGCAGCGGCACGUUGGGAGUUCUUGGUUUGGCGUGGUGACAUGUGGAGGGUGGGGGGGGAAUCCCUUAUUUAUUUAUCAAUAAAUUCAAAAAUAAAGAUAAUCGCCAAGAUUUUUCAAAAAAAAAAAAUAAAUAAAUAAAUAGAAUAAAUUCUGAUUUAGAUU
Chara braunii is the source of this 1573-nucleotide messenger RNA. The record is from the annotation of a GenBank genome assembly. Lineage: Eukaryota; Viridiplantae; Streptophyta; Charophyceae; Charales; Characeae.